Rangifer tarandus platyrhynchus (Svalbard reindeer) is the source of this 414-nucleotide messenger RNA. The record is from the annotation of a GenBank genome assembly. NCBI's taxonomy places the organism in Eukaryota, Metazoa, Chordata, Mammalia, Artiodactyla, Cervidae.
AUGAGGCUGGAUAGACCAGGACAGCUUCUGCCACCGGUGGUCAUUGCUGGCUGCCGCUGCACCACAGCUCUGCCUCAGGGAUGCAGGGCUCAUUUACAUGGUGGCAGCCUUCCAAGAGAACAAGGGCAGAAGCUGCAAGGUCAAGGCUUACAAGUCACAUAUCAUCACUUCUGCCUCAUUCUGUUGCUCAGGGUGAGUCACAAGGCCAUCCCAGACCAGGGGACAGGGAAUCAGAUAAUACCCUUCGAUGAGAGUUGUUGCAAUUUGUACGUCUUAUCUAUCAUUCUCUCCUCAGAGAAAUGCUUCUACACUAAUAUGCAUGAGAUAGUUUACUUUCAGGGGAUCCACAGACCCUUGCAAUCCAUGUUAAGAGUCUUUAUUCUAACCAUUGGCCUAUUUAAACAAGGAAAUUAA